ACACACACACACACACACACGCGUGUGCACACACACAAACACACACGCAUUAACAUGUCAGUUAUAAUGCAAAACUGGGUCCCGGCUCACGAGAGGAAAGCCUGUAGGCCCGCCCUCCCCCGGGGAAGAGCGAGCAUCAGCCGGCCCUCCUGGCUGUGUUGAUAGUGAAACAUCCUUCCUCUCGUUCACUCAGAGACCGCACGCACACGCACACUCACUCAGACCAACACACGUGGACUCCGGUCCAGGGAACCACCAACUUCUUCCAUCGGUGUGCUUUCCCCUUGUGUGGAGUGGAAGCCGGGCUCUGACUGCAGCAGAGGGGAUGGAUGCUUAGGACCGGGCAGCAGAAAAAGGAGGGUGCGGGUGGUAUCAGUCCUUUCCUGGCGAGGCCAUCGUGGAGCCAAGUGUGAUUACCUGAUUACCAGUCAGUCUGGAGGAAGGGCAACUACAGAGUUAUUUGUCAAGACCAACGGCUGUGCUAUAAUUCUGUUGCACAAAGCCAGGCAGCGAGCCAACGGCUUCCUCUCACUGUUUGCUUAACGUAUGAAAACCGUGGCAGCUGGUCUCCGAGGUCAUGAAGCGUGUUCUCUGCUCCCGUGGGUAUAACCUGACCUCCACCCCCAAGACCACCACCCCCACCUCCCCCACCACCCCCACCACCCCCAGUACUCCCACAACGCCGCCGGCCCCCACCCCAUGCCUCCACCUAUGCCGGCAGCGCCAUGGGUAGCGUCAGCAGCCUCGUCAACGGGAACAGCGUCCAGGAGAAACACUGCCAGGCGUCGGACCCCCAGCUAAAGAAGGGGGCGAGCCACCAGCACCACCCCCAGCACCACCUCCACCCCCCUCCGGCCCGGAGGGCGGGGGGCCGCAGCCUGCUGUCUGAGGGCCUGCUGAACUGCGGCCUCGGUCAGGGGUCCUCGUCGUGUGCGUCCACGCGCCCCCCCGCUAAGGGCCUCUCUCAUUCCAGGUCGGGACGGAGCGAAGACUUCUUCUACAUCAAGGUAAGCCAUAAACCCAGGGCUGUGUACCAGCGAGUAGGACCAAUGGACAACCACAUCUCCACAGACGAUGGCAGUGGGGAAUCCAAAGGGCGACAGCCACUGAAACUGCUGCCAGUGUUGGGCAAGAAGGCGGAGAGGGCGCCCGCUGCCAAGUUAUAUAUUCAUCCCACUGCCUCGGAGUCGGGGGUUCCUAGGAGCUUGUCUGCAACCCAGGGCCAGAACAACCCGGACACUCUCUGCCUCCGGGAGACCACGAAGAGCCCUGACAUCCACAGACACAAACAAGAUACCUUCUCAGGAACCCUUUCCGACUCGGGGCGUAACUCCAUGUCCAGCCUUCCCACCCACAGCACCAGCGGGAGCGUCAGCACGGCCGCGGGCCCCGCCGUGUUCCUCACUGUCCACGGCUCGCUGUCGGGGCACGCCCUCAAUCAGGGGGCCCCUCCCAACGUCCCCCCGUGGUGCGGCGUGAACGGCGCUAACCUGGGCCCCCGAUACAACGACGGAGGGCUACCGGCUGUGGCCAAUGGCGACUCCGGAGCGCGGCCCCCCACGGAGGACCCGGGCCCUCUGACGGAGACGGGGGCCGGCAGCCGCUCGCCCAUCAACACGGAUGAGCUGCUGAUUGAGCGCCUGGAGCAGAGGCUGCUGGAGAGGGAGUCGGAGCUGCAGGACCUGCAGGUGAGCUUUGAGGAGAAGGAGGAGAACACGUGCCAGCUGUUUGAGGAGCGGCAGCGGUACUGCGCGGACGAGAUGGAGGGGCUGAAGCAGCGCUGCUCCACCAAGCUGCGGCAGGUGUCCCAGAGAGUCACCAGGAACCACCAGGCCCUGCAGCAGCAGGUCGCCACGCUGCAGGCCGAGAAGGAGAGGCUUCAGGAGGACAUCGCUAAGCUGACCCAGGAGAAGGAGCUGGCUGAGGUGAGGCUGAGGUCCUACGAGACCACCAACACACAGCUAGCGCCCACGCUGGAGGAGAUCCAAUGGGAGAUUUGCCAGAAGUCCGGGGAGAUCUCGCUGUUGAAGCAGCAGCUGCGAGACAGACAGACGGACGUCAACCACAAGCUGAACGAGAUCGUGAGCCUCAAGUCCGCGCUGAAGGAGAGCAAGAGCCGAAUAGAGGCGCUGGAGAGACACAGCAGCGAAGACAAGGACCAGAUCCAUUCUCGCACCGUUGAGGUGGAGGUGUGCCAAAAUGAACUCCAGCGCAAGAAGAACGAGGCGGACUUACUGCGGGAGAAGGUGGGCCGGCUGGAGACAGACAUCCAGGGCAUGAAGCAGGAUCUGGCCUCAGCCAAAGAGCAAAGGCAGAAACACUGUUUGAAACUCGAAGCUCAGGCCCAGAAUCUAGACAAUGAAACGGGCUCGCAGAGCCCGGAGCAAGCCGCAGAGGGGACUAGAGGAGGAGGAGGAUGUGGAGGAGGAGGAGGAGGAGGAGGAGGAGGAGGAGGACGAGGAGGAGGAGGAGGAGGCACCACCGACGCCCUCCAGAGAGAGGUGGAGAGACUGCAGAAACAGCUCAGAGAGGAAGUGGAGUCUCGGGAGAGUCUGGCCAGCAGCUUCGAGAAGGAGCGGCGUACAUGGAACAAGGAAAAGGACAGGGUGAUCCGCUACCAGAAGCAGCUGCAGAACAACUACCUGCAGAUGCACAAGAAGAACCUGGACCUGGAGCGUAUCCUGAAGGAGCUGAGCGCCGAGCUGGAGAGCAGGACCGAGCUGGACAUAGACGCCCCUUACUGCACGGGGCUGCAGACGUACGACGAUGUGAUCGCCACAGAGAUCUGAGGAGCGUGCGUGUGUGGGAGUGACGCCAGGGCGGGAGCGGGGGGUAGGAGAGACACAUGGGGGGGGGGGGUUAAUCCACUGGCACCUAGAUGUUGUCACACUGAUGCAGUAUGGUAACAGAUGUUACACACCGAGUCUAGAUACAACGACACAAACGACUGAUCUACUGAAGUUCACCUGUCAACACGUUUGCUUGACAGUAAAAACACAAUGCCUCUGUUGUUUAUUUAGCACUAAGUCCUCAGGUCCAUAAAAGAAAGUACUAUUCAAAUUCAGGUUAAUGCAACAAAAAAACAUAAAUUAUACAUUCCUUUUGUUUAGAGAUCAAUAGAAAAACAUGGCUGCCCGUUCCCCUUGUAAUCGUUUUUUUCAUAAGGGUAACUCUUCGUUUAUCAUUUUGUCAUGAGAAACAACAUUUAUUAGCUGCCACAGCUGAUGAUUUAUCCAUGGUGUGAUUAAUGUCUCACAGUGACACAUGAUGAGCACAAUAAUCAACUAGCUUCACUCUGGGGCCAGCAUGACAAAUGAACAGGAUGAAACAGGCCUAUGAGGUCGCUUGGUCAAGUCUGUAAUUAACUAACUGAUAUUUGGUAGAGCUACACUGGUUGUGAUAUUAUAGUAACAAUAAUAGAUGUUUACAUGAGUCUAUCUUAAUAUAUUUAUUUUUUAGAUGAUACUGAAAUAAAACAGAUAGACAUAGAACAAGACCAUCAGGUUUUCAUUUAAAAUGUUUAAAACAAUCGAUCACAAAGUGGCUUUCUGUCAGUUCAGGAAUAAAAUAGAAAAAUGUAUUAGGUAUUACAUACAUCAUUCUUUCACUUUUUGAUAGAUUUUGUCAACAUGAUAUAAGUGUUUUUAGCAAAGGAUAUUAAAAGCUCACACUUUGAUGGAUGGAUCACUACACGUAUGGAUUUCCACCUAACAUUAAACGGCUGAGUGUAUCACUAGAGAAAACGUCCACACACUGGAUGUGUGUUCAUGUAUUACUAAAUAAUUCCUGAAUGAAAAUAAAUACCAUGACUGCACUGUGUUUGAGAGUGAUCAGAAUUGAGGUAAUACUGCAAAAACAAAAAGGGAAUGUCGCAAAUUUCACUUCAGAUAUUAUCACUUCUGAUGUUAUUGUGUUUCCAAGAUUCAAUAUAAAUUCAUUAUGCCACUGAA
Messenger RNA from Gadus morhua (Atlantic cod), 3950 nucleotides. RefSeq names its product leucine zipper, putative tumor suppressor 1 (gene lzts1). The record is from RefSeq and is a predicted model, not a curated record. Gene Ontology annotation, biological process: regulation of dendrite morphogenesis; regulation of synaptic plasticity. Bases 726 to 2789 code for a protein of 687 amino acids. The transcript is spliced from 10 exons. Gene Ontology annotation, cellular component: dendritic spine. Lineage: Eukaryota; Metazoa; Chordata; Actinopteri; Gadiformes; Gadidae.